AUGCAGCUCACCAAGUCCGAAGCCCUGUUCGCCGAAGCCCAGCGCCUGAUGCCCGGAGGCGUCAACAGCCCAGUGCGCUCCUUCCGCGCCGUCACCGGAACUCCGCCAUUCAUCGCCUCCGGCAGCGGCUCCCGGGUCGUUGACGUCGACGGCAACGAAUACAUCGACUACCUCGGCUCAUGGGGGCCGCUGGUGCUGGGCCACGCUCACCCGUCGGUGGUCGCCGCCCUGAUGCGGGCCGCAGAGAACGGCACCAGCUUUGGCGCGCCGGUGGAGCAGGAGGUCGAGCUGGCCCGGCUGAUUACCGGCGCCCUGCCCAGCAUCGAGUCGCUGCGGUUGGUCAACUCCGGCACCGAGGCCUGCAUGAGCGCCAUCCGGUUGGCCCGGGCAUUCACCGGACGCGACAAGAUCAUCAAGUUCGCUGGCAACUACCACGGCCACGCCGACGGCCUGCUGGUCCGAGCCGGCUCCGGCGGACUGACCCAUGGCAUACCCACCAGCGCCGGCGUGCCUGAGUCCUACGCCAGCGAGACGCUGGUGGCCGACUUCAACGACCUUGACUCUGUCGAGCAGCUAUUCAACAGCUACCCCAACGCCAUCGCGGGGAUCAUCGUCGAGCCCGUCGCCGGCAACAUGGGCGUGGUGGGUCCUACGCCGGGAUUCCUGGAAGGCCUGCGCCGGGUAACUGCCCACGAUGGAGCCAUGCUCAUAUUCGAUGAGGUGAUCACCGGCUUCCGAGUGGGUGCGGGCGGAGCGCAGGGACUUUACGGGAUAAUGCCCGACAUCACCACGCUGGGAAAGAUCAUCGGAGGCGGGCUGCCGGUGGGCUGCUACGGCGGGCGCCGCGAGAUCAUGGAGCGAGUGGCCCCCCUGGGCGACAUGUACCAGGCCGGGACGCUGUCGGGGAACCCUCUGGCCGUCAGCGCCGGGGUCGCCACCUUGACCGAGCUGCGGAAACCCGGCGUCUACGAGCAGAUCGACCGCUUGGCCACCCGCUUGACCGACGGCGUCGGCGCCGCCUUCCGGAUAAACCGCGUCGGCUCAAUGUUCACCGGUUUCUUCAACCCCGGCCCGGUGGAGUCACUGGCAGAGGUCGAGCAGUCCGACGCCACCAAGUACGGCCGCUACUUCCACGCCCUGCUGGAGCGUGGCGUCUACAUCGCGCCGUCGCAGUUCGAGGCGGGCUUCGUCUCCACCGCCCACACCGAGGCAGACAUCGAUGCAACGAUAGAGCGAGUGCGGGAGGCGCUGGCGGAGUUGGGGUAG
Molecule: messenger RNA, 1266 nt
Organism: Geodia barretti
Lineage: Eukaryota; Metazoa; Porifera; Demospongiae; Tetractinellida; Geodiidae
Source: the annotation of a GenBank genome assembly